GCAGUGCGCAGGCGUACGGACACGCCGCAGCACGGCCGGUGGGAUACAUUGCGCAGGCGCAGGCGCGCCCGCCGGCUUGGUCCCUAUGGAGCUUCCGUAGCGGUGCUGGCGCGGCGGGGAGCGUCCGGGAUGAGCGCGGCCGAGGCCGACCGCUGGGCGUGGCUGCUGGUGCUCUGUUUCGUAUUUGGGUGCAAUGUCCUGCGGAUCCUCCUUCCGUCCUUGUCCUCCUUCAUGUCCAGGGUGCUGCAGAAGGAUGCAGAGCAGGAGUCGCAGAUGAGGGCAGAGAUCCAGGAUAUGAAGCAAGAGCUCUCCACGGUCAACAUGAUGGACGAGUUUGCCAGAUACGCCAGGCUGGAAAGGAAGAUCAACAAGAUGACGGACAAGCUCAAGACUCAUGUGAAAGCACGGACAGCUCAACUAGCCAAGAUAAAAUGGGUGAUGAGUGUUGCUUUCUACAUAUUGCAAGCAGCCUUGAUGAUCUCGCUCAUUUGGAAGUAUUAUUCUGUCCCUGUGGCUGUUGUGCCGAGUAAAUGGAUAACACCGCUAGACCGCCUGGUAGCCUUCCCUACCAGAGUAGCAGGUGGUGUUGGAAUUACCUGUUGGAUUUUAGUUUGUAACAAGGUUGUGGCGAUUGUACUUCACCCUUUCAGCUGAAGAGGAGAUGAACACUGCUGGGGGACUGUUUUGUUGUCCUGGAAAUCGAACUCAGGGCUCCUUACCACUGAGCCCCAACUCCAGCCUUUUUUAUUUUUAAUUUUGAGACAGGGUCUCGCUAAGUUGCCCAGACUGACCUCAAAYUUCUGCCUCUGCCUUCCCVAGUUGCUGGGAUUACAAGUGUGCCCCACCACACCUGGCCUAGCUGUAUGACUUGCAAAAAUAGUUCUCUUAUUAGGUUAAAAGUCUGAUUGCCACUUAAAAAAACAAAAACAACAACAAAAAAACCCCCCCAGAGUACACAGGGUAGUUUUUUUGUUGAAUAUGUUCUUGGGCUUUUGGUGAGAUUCUUGUGAGAAUUCCAGUGUUCUGCAGUUGGGGACGUGUGCAUCAACCACCUAACGCUGGCUUUAAAACACUGAUUUGGUCUUUUGGCACAUUAUUUUGUUGCCAACUUGAAAGUCAAAAUUUUCUAACAAUUUAAGUACUUUUUAAUCCAGUUUAGAAAGUAGCUUAAUCUUAUCACUACUAGAACUUGAACAUUUUGUUUUUUUUGCCUCAUGUAGUAUAACUGAAAGAAUAACACUAAUUGACAUUGCUUGUUCUUUUUCUAUGUCUAAAUGUUGUUUGUUGGAUAAACAUUUGCAUAGUGUAUAUUAUCUACUUAUUUGGAGCUGUUAGUUUUCAUUACAGUGCUUUAUAAAUGUACUGAUGAGACCAUAAUGAAUUGUUUUGUAUUUAAGCAUUUCAAAUUAAGUAUGUUUUGUAAGCAUUUAAUAUUUAUGCUUAGUAGAAUGGAACAAAGUUAAAACACAAAGUAGGGAGUCUGAUUGAAUUAAUCUGAACCUGAUACUUGUUUGACCUCUAAAGUAUAAUUCUGCUAAAUCUAUUUUUUGAGGCACAUUUUCUAAUUAAAAUAUUUGCAAGUGCUGGCGUUACUUACUUCCUUGUCACCACUUACUUGCUGUAAACGAUUUGUAACUGACAAGUGGUGAGAGGCUUGGCUGUUAACUUGGUGUGUAACCAUAGCACAGUACAGCUAAAUUCUGUCACUGGUUUUCAAAAGAUCAUAUUCUUUUUUAGUGGGGUGGGUACUGGGGAUUGAACUCAGGGGCACUUGACCACUGACCACAUCC
Molecule: messenger RNA, 1790 nt
Organism: Urocitellus parryii (Arctic ground squirrel)
Lineage: Eukaryota; Metazoa; Chordata; Mammalia; Rodentia; Sciuridae
Gene: Get1
Product: guided entry of tail-anchored proteins factor 1
Biological process (GO): tail-anchored membrane protein insertion into ER membrane
Cellular component (GO): GET complex
Molecular function (GO): protein-membrane adaptor activity
Source: RefSeq, a predicted model, not a curated record